Kwoniella mangroviensis CBS 8507 is the source of this 960-nucleotide messenger RNA. RefSeq lists its product as uncharacterized. The transcript has a single exon. Bases 1 to 960 code for a protein of 319 amino acids. Lineage: Eukaryota; Fungi; Basidiomycota; Tremellomycetes; Tremellales; Cryptococcaceae. The record is from RefSeq and is a predicted model, not a curated record.
AUGUCUUCCGAUCAGCUCGAAUCCGCACUCAAGAGAAUAUCAGAAGAACUGAGGAGUCACAUUAUCGAGACGAUUCUAGCGACUCGAUACGACCUUGAUGAUCCACCUACGAAUGAAAUUUUAGGCGAGAAUAGCAAAUAUAGGGCGCAUGCUCAAAGGGAUAUGGCCGAGGACAUAGAGCAAACCCCGGAAAUCCAGCAAUUACUUAAGGAUACAAUGAUCGAUGUCAAAACAUCAUUGGCUGGUCUGUCUGAAAAGCAAGCUCGGCAUAUGUCUUUAGAUGAUGCAGUCAGAUUCUACUGUAAUAAGCGCCCAGACGGAGAUUUAGAUCUGAGAAUGGAUUGUCUCUCCGAUGAUACGGGUGAUAACACUACUAAUCUCAACAAGGGGAUAUACAAUACUCAUACUGCGACUGUAUCUAAGCCAAACAUUCAAACCGAUUUCGUGGAAGAGGCUCUCCGAAAAGCCGAAAAGGAAGCUAUUCAUCCCAUUUCUCAAAGCCUGAGCCACACAGCUGUAGAGAAUCUGAUGCUGACCACACAAAGGGUAGAUUCCCAAUGGGAUGCGGAAAAUGGGAUCUCCACAGUGACAGUCGGUUCGCAAGAAGGCCACCGAAAGGACAGAGACCUCAGAUCAUGGAGGGAGACAAAUUGGGAAGAUCUCGCUAAUAGGAUCUCACCGGGACUUCAUAAUUGGGUCUUAGAAUCGCUUAGCCAAGCUUACGAUCAGAGGGUGGAAAAAGACAGACUGUGGCAAGGAACCUUCGGGGGCUUGUCCUUGCGAUCUGACUUUGGCAAGGUAACCCGUGGCAGCAGUACCGAUUUUGAUCCUGAUUUAAACCCCAUAGAUCGUUUCAGGUUCGUCUUAGAGUCCAGGGAUGGAUUCUUCAAUGGCUUGGAAGUUACAAGGACCAUCCUCUUGAAGGGAUUGUUGGAUGAUACUCCAUUGAACGAUCACUAG